Messenger RNA from Drosophila eugracilis, 346 nucleotides. Its product is annotated as bolA-like protein 2. Bases 70 to 330 code for a protein of 86 amino acids. Gene Ontology annotation, molecular function: 2 iron, 2 sulfur cluster binding. Gene Ontology annotation, biological process: intracellular iron ion homeostasis. NCBI's taxonomy places the organism in Eukaryota, Metazoa, Arthropoda, Insecta, Diptera, Drosophilidae. The record is from RefSeq and is a predicted model, not a curated record. Gene Ontology annotation, cellular component: nucleus; cytosol. The transcript has a single exon.
UUACUAAUAAAAUUCUAAACGGUCACAUGCCAAAGCUAGCUCCUCGUUUUUUAAAAAAAACUAUCCAAAAUGAGUAAAUACAAUUCAAAGUACCUCGAAGAGAAGCUCAAGCGGGAACUGCAGGCGGAAUACGUGAGCGUGACGGAUGAAUCUGACGGUUGUGGCGGCAAAUUCAGCGCUGUAAUCGUGACAUCAGCCUUUAACGGCAAAACCCUAUUGCAAAAACAUAGAUUAGUGAACUCGACACUGGCCGAAGAACUAAAAGAAAUCCAUGCAUUCUCCCAGAAGUCGUACACACCCGAAGAGUGGGAGAAAGUGAAAGCCCAAUAGUAGCAAAACCAACAUA